Cadophora gregata is the source of this 5738-nucleotide messenger RNA. RefSeq lists its product as uncharacterized. Lineage: Eukaryota; Fungi; Ascomycota; Leotiomycetes; Helotiales; Ploettnerulaceae. The transcript has 2 exons. The coding region runs from base 2945 to 5374 and encodes 809 amino acids. The record is from RefSeq and is a predicted model, not a curated record.
GAGGCCUGUUAGUUCAGUGGUAGAAUUCUUGCUUUGGGUAAACCAUCAUCACUUGAUGAUGGUCCAAAUUGUAAGAGGUCUCCGGUUCGAUCCGUAAGUUCACAUCGCGUCGCUCCACAGCCUCCAACGUUAACUAACGCUUCACAGCGGAAUAGGCCCCACGUGAUACAACUAUUUUUUUGGCCCUCUUUGGGGGAAAGACCCAAAUCCUAUCUAUCUACUGCGUCUCACUCAGUAUUUAUAUACCAGUGCAAAAAAUCUACCUCAUCAUUUUCGGCUACAUUCUUUCUUUUCUGCUUGACAUUUUUUUUUUUUCUUUUUCGGAAAUCAUAGCACUGUCCGGAGCUGAAGGUGUGUCUUGUAGCAUUCCCUUACGCAAAUUUACGCAUUUCUCUUCCUCCAUCCACUCCGUUGCCGAUAUUAGACUCGUCCUGUCUCUCCUCUUCUCUCUGUCUGUUACAAAAAAGUCAAUGCAUACUUGUUGACAUUUCUGCUCUGGCCUAGGCACACGACGAUCCAACUAACCACAUAAUUUCACGACAAAGUACUUAAAUCAAGGAGCCUCGUCAGAUUGUUUCAUUUCCACUUCACCAUGAGAUCCUUCUUUGGCGACCAUUUCCUCUGAGUUCCCCAAAGCUACAGAAGUUGUUACGAAAGCUGAGGACGAGGUCGCACAUGCAUUUGUUCAAGGCGUCAGAGCUUUCAUCUUCUGGGCCCUUUUCAUCAUCAAAGUUCUUCCAUUGCAACUGUCGAUGGAAUGGGAGUCAGGCACUGGGAUUUGAAAGCGAAAGCACAAAGGGUACGAUAGCAUAGUAUACAAUUUAUGCUCAAGGCUCGCAAACUCCUGAAUGCUCUGGCCGCUCCACUCCGUCCACCCUGAGCCUAGUUCCAUUGUUCUGAACAUGCAGAGCAAACGCCCAGAAAUUUCAACCCUCCACUUUCGGUAGCAUCAUCCUCAAGAAAGUGCCAGCAGCGUUUCUUUUUCCCUAAAGCGACGGCAUUCAGAAUGAUAUAUCUCCGCGAAAAAGAAAAAGAAUGAAGCUAGAGUUCUGGGAAUACUGUAGGAAGCAAAACACUCGUAAGCACAGUCCCGGUUCUCAGAGACCAAGGUCCGUGUGCCAAGAUCCCCCCGCCUCUUGUCCCUCAUUCCAAUUGAUACUCCUUCACUGUAGACCCCCUUCUGCCGAACUACAGUCUCCAAACAUACUUUGCAGGUGCCCUUCACAUCGAGCAUAGCUUGCAUAGAUGUUGGCGACAUCGAGAUUGUCCCGGGGCGAACGUUCCAAGAAUUGAAAAAUGCAGCAACCAUGCUACCAUGCACGAAUAGUACGAACUCUGCGAAGACUUCCCCCAGGCCAACCAUAUACUCUGAAGGGUCGCGAUUGUUGUCCGAGACAUGGAAUUGUGUCAACCCAGGAUCGAGCCUUUUCUUCUCGAUGUGCGGUGUGUCGAUAUCUUGAAAACCUAGGUCGAGUCAGCAUCUCCACACGACUCUCGGAACGAAUCAAGAAAGCUCACCGAAGCCUGCCUUUAGCAAAGAUACAAGAAAUUCCAUGGUAGAUAAGAAGAACGCCGGUUCAGCCACAGAACCAUUGGCAAUAGCUAUGAUGGCAAGCAGCUGAUUCCAUACUUGGUCAAGCUCAACUUGAGGAUGUUUUGCUCUGGUAGAUGUUCUCUCUUUCAGUAUUUGCAGCAAUGCAGAGGCAUGGAAGAGGUUAUCGUGGAGAAGCACUCUUGUAGGUAAGAAGAGAGUCCGAAGGCGGGUCGCCUGGUUUCGAGACUGGCGGACACGAAUUCGAGCUUGGCCUGCGUUUGCACUCUUGAGGUCAUUGUUCGUCCUCUCGAACAUGAAUGUUUGAUACAUAGAAGUGUGGACAACAUGUGGGUGUCUUGAUUUGAUGUUUUUGAACUCCUGGAAUGUCUUUUGGAACUCUUCUUGGUUGAUACUGGCGAAUAUUCGAUCCAUGUGUGAGCAAAGUGCUUUCUCACGUUCGACCAGGAAUGCGUUCUUGGGUAAUUCCUCUUGCCCCAAGCUGGUCGUGAGUUGCGUCUGCAACUGAUUUGCACAGGCAGUUCCGUUCCAUACCUUGCUAAGUUGCAUAAAGCUUUGCAACCGCAGGGUGGUAUCAGUCUCCAAAGGCGUGGUUGCCAGCAUUAUCCUACACUCAAGCUCUGCUUCCUGGAGAAGAUACAGUUUCUUUAGCACAUUCUGAUCCGCAGCUUGCAGUCCUGAAUGGUACGACCUUGCUAUCUCACGACGGGACUGACGGCAUCUUAGUUCGACAUCUUGGAGUAGUCGCCGAAGCUCGUGGUAGGCAAAGCAGUCAGACCGGGCGGCAAUCCACUCCGACGUAUCAGGCAAGUGGUGUGCCGCAUUAUCGAUUGACCACCAUUCCGAGAUAUCCUCUCCGGCUGGUUUUGACGUGGACCUUCUUCUCUUUCGUCUUCUUAGCGUUGGUGGGCUUGAGUCGGAGUCAUCGGUGAUGCUACGUCUUGACAUGCUUGGAUUUCGAGAAGUGAAGAAAGAGUUUGGAGCAACUUUUUGGAAGAAAAUCUGGAGUUACGAUUGGAGUUAUGCUACGAGUGCGAUCGUUCGAUCAAAGAUAGAAGGUUCUAUCUCAUGCCUGUUCAGUGUUAGCGUCAAAUCGGUUCGUAGCAGUUAACAAACACAGCCAUCAAUUCGCGUUUCAAAGGGGUUAGCCUUAGUUCAAGAGAAAACGAUCAUUGAUACGUAUACCGAUAACGCCUUAUGGAACACUCUCGAUUUCUCUCUUGACGCUUCUCCAACACUCACAGCAGUCUGGUAGCUCUUUGUCUUUCGUUCAGACCAGAUUUUUUGAAGUGGCUAUAGAAGCAGGACGUUUCCACAGUUUUUCACUCCAAGACACAGGUUGCGCGAACCAGCUGCGAUUUGAUCACCGAAAAAAUCCCCCACUCAGCGACGAUGUCGACACCCGACGAAGGAAAAGUUCGGACUAAAGGGAGUCCUCUAAGCUUCGUUCCUCGAAAUAUCGAACCAUUCAAGGAGGAGAUCCUCGAGCUUGCGCAAAAGGCAAAAACUGGCUACUUCAUCGCGAAACAUUUGAAAGAGAAGUAUGACUUCACAGUAUCGCCCCAGACGAUAGGCCGCCGACUGGAGAAUUGGGGUCACGUCGAGGCGAAGAAGGAGAAUGGCCUCACGGGUUUUAAAAAAGACCUGGAUCCCUGGAAGAAAGAAAUAUGCGCAUGGGUGGACAUUGGACUCUCAACGAAGGACAUACUGAGCAAGUUAGUGUUGGAGUGUAACAUUCGUACGAAAAAAGUCACGAUCGAAAAGGCAAUUUCUCGUUGGAACGAGGAAUCCGAAUCUCGAAUCACCAGCUGGCGGACAAUGCGGAGCGUCCGGUCAACAAGGAUACUUGAGCAGCCUUCUGCUGCUGUGAACUUGCUUCUCCCAGCUGAGCUUGCUGCAUUGAAAGAAGCCAUCGUUGGGGAGUAUGCUUCGGUCCCUCUCCACCUUCCUGAUCCAACCUUCGACUGGAUAGACCGCUUGACAGAUGCAGCUUGCUAUGACGAAACAAUCCAAGUGAUCUGUAUCAAGGAAUGGAAACAGCCUGGUCACCACUGGUCCAACGAGCGAGAAUUCGAUCCAACAUGGGUCCUUGGGAUCCAUCUGCCAGGUAGUUAUCAAUUCUCCAAAGUCAACACAGAAGCGAAAAUCCUCAACUUCGUGACAGCGCAAACUCCGAAAAUCCUGACAAGAGUGAAAGACAAGUUGAUGGGGUACUUGAAAGUGGCAAUCGCUGGAACAACAACAGAGUAUGGAGAAGAAUAUGUGCGCGAGGCAGGCGAGAAAUGGCCGACAACAACACCCCCGCUUUGCCUCACUAAGACAGUACAGGCAGUGCGUCAGGAAGUCUUCGAGCUCCAGAGAGACAUGGGCUUAUCAAAAUCUCUCGAUCGCCUCCUCGCACAACUCCCAGCAAGCCUUAGAUGCCGUAAUCUUCAUUCACAUUACUCGGAGCCGCAACCAUCGUUACUACUUCAUCGUUUCAGCAACGAAGCGACCCAAUCAUUGAAAAAGUGGCAGAAGACUUGGAUGGUCAUGGACCCAUUGGCUCCACUGACUCAGGAGGACUUCCGUCUGGUUGAGCAAGGUCCCGCGGCUUCAAAUGUCGCAGAGAAACCGGGACCAGCGGAAGAUGCUGAAGAACAUGAAGAGGCUGUUCCAUCCAGCGAGACGGAUGAGUUCGGGGGCGGAAUCGAUGUGGAUGAAAUAAUUGGAGAUGGCGGACAUGGAUGGGAUGAGGACGGGCAAGAUGAGAAAGGAGAGGAAGAGGAUGAGAUUGGGCGAGAUGGAGCUUGGAAACGGGCUCGUUAUCGAGUGCUUCUCCUGGAUCGGGUUCUGAAAUACGUUCCACAACCCAUGAUCUUUACUGACUGGCGCCCACCCACUACCGGCGCCCUUCUCGGUUCCUCUCCUUCCAGAUUCGGAUUUGAGCCAUGGACCCCGAACCCAGAGAAAGCAACUGGAGCUCAACUAGACCAAUAUAUGGACACCACAUGUGCAUACUUGAAUAAGAUCACAACACUGAGAACGCCAGAGGAGGAGGAGCAUUACGAUUCGAUCUGUCGAACCAUGAUGGCAUGUACAAGUCGUCCACUCAACAUUUCAAAAAGGGUGACAGUCACAACGGCUCCGAUUGGUUGGUCACGAGAGACGGGACACGAUAGUUGGUUCCACUGCCGACGGCUCCUACAGAUGUUAGCUCAAAAGUCCAAACUUUUGGCUGAAGAUCACCAGAGCUUCGAGAUUCGGUUGAUGCUUCUUUUAGCUGCUAUUGAAGGUGGUUCCACUGAAGCACUUCUUUGGUUGGUACCCUUAGAAGGCCUGUUGCAGGAAAUUUCGAUUCACAUCAUUCAACUCGGUCCCUUAUCUUCAGCCGAAGAGACUUGUCGACGAGACUUGUGUCGAGAGCUCAUGACAUUUGUUCAUGCAGUAACGCUGAACAGCCUCUCCUUACGAUGUUACUUCGGCCAAGACAGGGAUAACACAAACAUCCAAGCCUGGUAUGACACUGUCACUAAGUGUGAGCCUCGUUGCUUUACGCGAUGGUGUCAACAACCGCCACCAGCACCUCGCCUGAUCACGAACUCGAGAAUCAGUAGAGACGUCUUUGCAGUCGGAUGUAACGAUACCAGACUCGGAGAUUCCAAAGUCAGUCUUUUCAUUUCCAGCAAUCGGAGACCUAUCCAUCCAUGUCUGAUCUGUUGGUUCCGAAUGUACAUUCCAGACCCGACGCUGAUUUGCGCGUUCAUGUGGUUUGGUGGAAUUCACCAUGUUUAUUCUGCAUGUACGAGUGGGAGUGGACGGCACAAGGAGCGAGAUAACUAAUAGGAGAAAGGUUUCAAGGUUGGAGGGUUGGGGCAUUGGAGCGUUGAUGAGUUGCUACGGACUCGAAUGUAAAUAUAGUAGUGUGUUGUUCAUGCCUCUAGCGCUGAGUCUUCUUCUCUAAUUAUUACUUCCCCUCCUCUUUAUGCCUAUUUUCCCUGCAGCUAAACGGUCUUCCCCCACUUGCUGAACUUUGAUUUUUUGUCUUUCUUUUAUAUUUCCACUUUUUCUUUUAUUUCUUUCUUCCUCCUCUCUUUGUCCUGUCUUUCUUUCUUCUUUUUCUUUGUGUUCAUCGCUCCUAUCACGUCUCAUUGACUAAGAGCAAAUGACUUAUCCUAAGGUAGUAUUGCAAAGUCUUUCUCAUCGC